CGUCUCACUGCUGUAGCAUGGCAGGAUGGCGCGCGCACGAGAAAGGGAGAGAGAGAGAGAAGAGAGAGAGAGUUGCCCACUUCUAAAUCCCAUGGGCUUCCCACGCUUGAAACGCGCUCAAAGGGCGUCAGUUAACCUGAUCUUGUCACCUACCACAGCAGAAAGAGUGGGCUUGUGGGUGGAUGUGUAACGUUGCACCCGGGAAGUUUUGAACUUGAACGGCUGCUGUUGUUGUUGUUGUCUUCACAUUAAAAACCAUCCCGGUCUCUCUAUCCAGUACCUCCUUCUGUCUCAGUCUCUCCGUACUAAUCCAGCACUUGACUCGGUCAAUUUCCGUGGUCACAGGCUAACGUACCUAGAAAAGGUAUACCAAAAAAAAUGGACCCCAAGGGUUAGCAGAGCGAUAAAAUAUAUUAAAAAAAAAAGAAUCAGAAACAAAUAAAUAAAUAUAUAGUGGAACGUGCGCACCACCAGCCUGGGGGGUAGCCUUCCGGAAGGACCCCAGGGAUCAACAGUACGUGCCAGUAAAAAAACAAAACAAAAACGAAUUAAACCAAAGACAGACGAGGACAUAACCAAACUCGCACAGAGACAGGGAUAUCCGUAGAGACAGUCUGAACGCGACAGCAAACGGGGGAGAGCUGUGAGGACGCAAAAAUUAUUUCAGGCUGCGGGGUGACAGUCCCGACCGACGGAGAUCGCGGCUAAAACCUUGACGCCCCGCAAAAUCGUCGAGUCAACUAGCGCACAGAUCCCGGACACCGGAUAGCCAAGCGAACCAGAGCAGUGCAUCAGUGGCAAUUCCUGGUGGUGCUUACUCUCGCGAAAGACUGCUCGUGAAGCAUAUCCCUUGUUCCAUCGACACGGUGGCCGGCGUUAAGCGGCGUUGAGUGAUACUGUAGACUAUACCAUCCAGUUGUGUGACGUUGCUGCUGUCUCACACGGGACAGGGUGAGAGCGUUGAGCGCACGCGACUUCGACUGGUGGGGGAGGGUCGAGGAGGGAGUGUAGAACAGAGUCAUCGCAUCAUGGCGGCUCUGUCGUCCACUGCUGCGUCUGCUGACGUCGGCGAAGAGAGGGGAACGGUGGUGGUGAGCCUGCUGGAUUAUGGCGCGGGAAACGUGAGGAGCGUUAGGAACGCCAUCAAGGCUUCGGGGUACGCCACCGUCGACGUGCUCACCCCUGAGGACAUCGAGAAAGCAGAGGUGAUCGUGUUCCCCGGUGUGGGAUCGUUCGGCAGCGCGAUGGAGACCCUCAAUGACAAGGGCUUCACGGGGCCCCUGACAGAGUACAUCAAGCAGGACCGAGCUUUCUUUGGCAUCUGCCUGGGCAUGCAGACUCUAUUCGAUGGCAGCGAGGAGACCCCCGGGCUGAAAGGGCUGGGCGUCAUCCCGGGCAUGGUCGCGAGCUUCGACCCUGCCAAGACCGCUGUGCCCCACAUCGGAUGGAACGGCCUUUGCGUGAAGAAGGAGCACCCCUUCGUCGAUGCCUUCGACACCGACGGGGACGCGGUCUACUUCGUGCACAGCUUCCGCGCGACUAGCACGCCCGAGAACGAGGAGUGGGUCUUGAGCACGACAACGUACGGCGGAGGUGCGGGAGAGCCGCCGGAGCACUUCAUCUCGUCUGUGCAGAAGGGGAACGUGACCGCCUGCCAGUUCCAUCCGGAAAAGAGCGGAAAGGUGGGUCUCCGUCUCCUCGGGGCGUUCCUGGAUUCCGUGGGAAAGGCAGGGGGCGUUUCGGGCGAGGGGAACGGGGACAGCAACAGCGGUGGAGGGAGCGUCAGGGGGAACGAGGACACCAAGCUGGUCAAGAGAAUCGUGGCGUGCUUGGAUGUCAGGUCCAACGACCAAGGGGACCUCGUGGUGACCAAGGGAGACCAGUACGAUGUGAGGGAGGCGGGGACUCAAGAGGGGAGGGGGGACGUCAGGAACCUCGGGAAACCCGUGGAACUUUCCGGAAGGUACUACGAGGAGGGAGCCGAUGAGGUUUGCUUCUUGAACAUCACGUCCUUCAGGCAAGGGGUGCUCGACGACCUCCCCAUGCUCAAGGUGCUGGAGCUCGCGUCCGAACGUGUGUUCGUCCCUCUCACCGUGGGAGGAGGCAUCAGGAGCCACACCGACGACUCCGGGAAGACGUACAGUGCCGUCGAGGUGGCAUCCCGAUACUUCAGGGCAGGCGCGGACAAGAUCUCCCUGGGCUCGGAUGCCGUCUACGCCGCGGAGGCCCUGCUCAAGCGAGGUGGAGAGUUGACCGGCGACAGCUCGAUAGAGCAGAUCUCUCACGUCUACGGAAAGCAGGCCGUCGUGGUCUCGGUGGACCCCAGGAGGGUGUACGUGGCUAACCCUGAGGACGCGCCGAAGCACACGGUUCUCAAGAUCAAGGACUCGGACAAGGGGGGUCCAAUGGGACAGAGGUACUGCUGGUACCAGUGCACGGUCAAGGGGGGAAGGGAAGGCAAGGACAUCGACGCUGUCUCGCUCGCCAAGAGCUGCGAGACACUCGGGGCGGGAGAAAUCCUGCUGAAUUGCGUCGACAUGGACGGCCAGAAGGACGGCUUCGACCUGGAGCUGGUCAAGGCUGUAAUGAGAGCGGUGUCCAUCCCGGUCAUCGCGUCGAGCGGGGCUGGCGCCGUGGAGCAUUUUUCGGAGGUCUUCGAAGCGACGGGGGUCCAGGCGGCGCUCGCCGCUGGAAUUUUCCAUCGCAAGGAAGUAUCGAUAUCGGAGGUUAAAGACCACCUGGCGGAGAAGGGAGUCCCUGCUAGGAGAGCCGCGUGAAGUGAAGCGAUGGUAGUUACACCGCAUAGUGUGAGAAGGGGGUAGAGAAAUAGUUUCAUCGCAAGAAGUGGAAGAGACCAACACCCCCCCGCUUCACGCGAAUAUGUAGCAGUUGCACCGCAAGAGGUGAGGACAAGAUAUGUAGCAGAUCCGUCGCAUGGAGUAGUGGAGAUCCGGUUCCACCGCUUCGAGCGCCAAGUGUCAACACGCCGCGGACGACCGAGCUCCACCGCGUGGAGUUCAAGAAACUUGAAAAGUUCAGCCGCGUGGUGCUACAGCACCGCAGCCUGUUGGUGGCGGUCAGAGCUCCACUUUGAGUCGAACAAAGUGCAGAGAAGGGUGGCGUCGGAUGAGGGAGGCCUUGGGCUAGACUGGUGGUUUGCUGCUUUAGAAUGCUUGUGCUGUCGUAGAGGCAUCCGCCGAUGUGGGGAGCGCGCGGCAAGUGCGGAAAGCCUUCUGCUGAGAGUUGGUAGGUUAACAUUGCUCCCCCCGACGGAGGUAAGCCAUCUAAUCUAGCUGACCCAGCGGUGUGUGAGAUGCUAGUAUUUAGCUGAGCCGAAUGCCAGGUGGGCGUGUCCGUCGCCUGCGUAACCGGCAGGUAGGCAUUCGUUGUCGAUGCAUACAGUCUGGACCGAUUUCCCGGAUUUUGGUUGCUGGGUUGAGGAAGGAGGAGAGGCAAUAGCGAUGUCGCUAAUAUUUGGGGAGGGGGUUGGCGGCGCCCCUGAUGUCGUUUGAGCAUCACGAGGUUUGACCAAAGUGGUGUGUAUGAACUCUCGGUAGAACCUCAGGGGGGUUGGUUGGGUCCUGGAGGUGUGAUUGCAACUGCGAAAUCGACAUGUUCUCGUUAGGAAUGACGCCCAGCGGUUUCCAAUUAUGCUUGCGUCCACUGACACCAAAGCCUGAGCCCCCCUCAUACCCUCUUUAUUUUCUGCCACGCGGAUCUCCUCCACAGGGUGCUGUGGCAAUGCAUGUGCAUAA
Molecule: messenger RNA, 3755 nt
Organism: Ectocarpus sp. CCAP 1310/34
Lineage: Eukaryota; Phaeophyceae; Ectocarpales; Ectocarpaceae
Source: the annotation of a GenBank genome assembly